Emericellopsis atlantica is the source of this 489-nucleotide messenger RNA. RefSeq lists its product as uncharacterized. Gene Ontology annotation, biological process: fungal-type cell wall organization. Gene Ontology annotation, cellular component: fungal-type cell wall. The record is from RefSeq and is a predicted model, not a curated record. Lineage: Eukaryota; Fungi; Ascomycota; Sordariomycetes; Hypocreales; Bionectriaceae. Gene Ontology annotation, molecular function: structural constituent of cell wall. The transcript has 3 exons. The coding region runs from base 1 to 489 and encodes 162 amino acids.
AUGAAGUUCACUGCUGCCACACUCGCCCUUGCUGGCGCCGCUGCUGUCCAGGCCAACACUGGUGUCGAGGACGUCAAGACCCCCGUCGCGACUGUCACUGUUGUCACCACUGACUACGAGGUCUACUGCCCUGGCCCGACCACCUUCAUCCACAAGAACGCUACCUACACCGCUACCACGGAGACUACCAUCACCAUCACCAACUGCCCCUGCACCAUCACCACUGUGCUCCCUCCUGCCGUCACAACCACCGUCUCUGGAGAGCCUGGUGAGGAGUCCGGCGUGCCCACAGUCAUCCAGCCUCCCCCCGUGACCUCUAUCAUCGACAUCACCCCCGUCCCUGGGACCCCCGGUGUGCCCACCAACGUGCCCACCGGCCCCAGCGGUGUGCCCGUCCCCUCUGAUAUCCCCGUUGGCGCCGGUGUCAAGAAGACCGUUGCUGGCGUUGGUGCUCUGGUCGUGGCCGGUGCCGCUUACUUUGUCCUGUAA